CAGCGCAUUCAGUGUAGGGAGAAGCAGGGACUCACUAUGAGGGGGAACUUUGUUACUAUGAAACUUAGGAAUAUUUGCAAAAUAUUGUAAAAAUUAUCAAAAUCCCUCGUGAAUCAAUAACCUGCCCCUAGGGUUUGAGGUUUUUAGUUUAGUUUGCCCGGAAAGGGCUUCUACACUCACUAUUCUUACACUUUUUUGAAAGAAUGUGUGAGACAGACUAGUUAGCCAGCUAGCUAGCUAGCUGAGAGGUGAUACAGGCGGCAGGAGAACAAAAGAUUUUUUUUGCGUUUUGACCGGUUGUACUGACACCAAGUCCAUGCAGAACGUGUCAUUACCAUCACAAUGCCCGUUUUACUUUUUCUGAUAGACACGUCCGCUUCAAUGAACCAGCGCACCCAUCUGGGCACUACCUAUCUGGACAUAGCAAAAGGCGCUGUUGAGACUUUUAUGAAGCUCAGAGGGAGAGAUCCGGCGAGCCGAGGGGACCGGUAUAUGUUGGUAAAUUUUGAAGACGUUCCGUUCGGGAUAAAGGCUGGAUGGAAAGAGAGUCAUGCCACAUUCAUGACAGAGUUGAGGAACCUCCAAGCAAAUGGACUCACAACUAUUGGCCAGUCCUUGAGGACCGCUUUUGAUUUACUCAAUCUCAAUAGAUUAGUGACUGGGAUAGACAACUAUGGACAGGUAUGUAGUGCUGAAGAGGCAGAGAGGAAAUCAGGUUUAUAAAGUGUUAUGACAAGGUGCUAUAUAUG
Micropterus salmoides (largemouth bass) is the source of this 749-nucleotide messenger RNA. RefSeq names its product integrator complex subunit 6-B-like. The record is from RefSeq and is a predicted model, not a curated record. The coding region runs from base 343 to 723 and encodes 126 amino acids. Gene Ontology annotation, cellular component: integrator complex. The transcript has 3 exons. Gene Ontology annotation, biological process: snRNA 3'-end processing. Lineage: Eukaryota; Metazoa; Chordata; Actinopteri; Centrarchiformes; Centrarchidae.